Gloeophyllum trabeum ATCC 11539 is the source of this 1182-nucleotide messenger RNA. RefSeq names its product amidohydrolase 2. Bases 25 to 1182 code for a protein of 385 amino acids. Gene Ontology annotation, molecular function: carboxy-lyase activity; hydrolase activity. The transcript has 5 exons. NCBI's taxonomy places the organism in Eukaryota, Fungi, Basidiomycota, Agaricomycetes, Gloeophyllales, Gloeophyllaceae. The record is from RefSeq and is a predicted model, not a curated record. Gene Ontology annotation, biological process: secondary metabolic process. Gene Ontology annotation, cellular component: cytosol; cytoplasm.
CGAUGGCUGCUACAGGCGUCCAGGAUGAGCGCCGCGACGAGGAAGCUGCUCGUCGACGUCCACACCCACGUCUACCUCCCGCGCUAUGCGUCUCUGUUGCGCUCGCGCUCGGCGGCGCCGCGCAUCCUGUCCAGGCCGACCGCGGACGGGGCGGGCACGGAGGAGAGGCUCGUCAUUCUGGACAAUGAGCCCAGCGGCGGGCGGCCGGUCGGCCCCCAGUACUGGGACCGCGACGAAAAGAUAAAGUUCAUGGACAAGCACGGCAUCGACGUCUCCAUCGUCAGCACGGCCAACCCGUGGCUCGACUUCCUCCCCGCCGCCGAAGCGCCCUCCCUCGCCGAAGCCCUCAACGCCGACCUCGACGCCUACUGCGCCACCGCCCCCGCCCUCUCCCCCGCCCUGUCCCGCCUCUACGCCUUCGGCCUCCUCCCGCUCGUCCCCGCCGUCCCCGUCCCCGCGCUGCUCGCCGCCGUCGCGCACAUCGCCUCCCUCCCGCGCCUGCGCGGCGUCAUCAUGGGCACGCGCGGGCGCGGCGCGGGGCUCGACGACCCCGCGCUCGAGCCCGUCUGGGCGGCGCUCGCAAGGGCGGGCCUGGUCGUGUUUCUGCACCCGCAUUACGGCGUGCCGAGCAGCGAGUGGGGCGACCGGGAGAACGGGCACGUCCUCCCGCUCGCGCUCGGGUUUCCGUUCGAGACGACCAUCGCAACGACCCGCCUCAUCCUCGCAGGCGUGCUCGACCGGCACCCAUCGCUGCGCCUCCUCCUCGCGCACGCGGGCGGCGCGCUCCCGCAGCUCUCCGCGCGCCUCGCGUCGUGCGUCGCGCACGACCCCGCCGUCGCGCAGCGCCUAGCGCACGACGCGCGGUGGUACCUCGGGCAGCUGUACUUUGACGCGGUCGCGUACGGGCGCGAGGAGCUCGCGUUCGUGGCCGAGUGUGUCGGGCGCGCGGAUUCGUAUGAGAAGGGCGCGGACCGCCGCACCCAGUCCGCGCAACGCACCCUCGGCUCUUCGCGCCUCCUCUUCGGCACGGACCACCCGUUUUUCCCCCCGCUCGCGGAGACGGACAAGUGGCAGAGCGUGACCGAGAACCUCGAGGCGAUCGAUGGCGUCGAGGGGUGGUCCGACGCGGAGCGCGAGGGCGUCAGAGGAGGUAAUGCGGCAAGGCUAUUUGGGUUGGUGUAG